Molecule: messenger RNA, 1357 nt
Organism: Camelina sativa (false flax)
Lineage: Eukaryota; Viridiplantae; Streptophyta; Magnoliopsida; Brassicales; Brassicaceae
Product: peter Pan-like protein
Biological process (GO): ribosomal large subunit assembly; rRNA processing
Cellular component (GO): preribosome, large subunit precursor
Molecular function (GO): rRNA binding
Source: RefSeq, a predicted model, not a curated record
ACGACGAACUAGUGUCUUCUUUACGAAUCCAGCCGUCAUCGCUCUUUACUCCGGCCGGCGAAAUUAGGAGCUCAUUCUCUGUUACGAUUCUCUCUUCAAAGGGUUUAUAAGAGGAUCGUAUAAGAAUAAAUGGGUCGUUUCAAAAACAAUAAGAAGAGUAGGGUGAUUGUGAAGCCUAUAUCGAAGAAGAAUCAAGAGGAUGUUAGUCAUGUCACUGGUGAUAAGAUUCCCAAGAGUUUUGUCUUUUCUAGGAUGAAACUCCCUCCCUCUGUUAGACAACUUCAGAUGGAUUUGAGGAAGCUUAUGCUUCCCUACACUGCUCUCAGUCUUAAGGAGAAGAAGCGAAACACUUUAAGAGACUUUUUGAAUGUCUCAGGUCCAAUGGGUGUUACUCAUUUCCUUAUGCUUUCGAAAACUGCGUCUGCUCUGAAUCUAAGAGUAGCGAGAACACCUCAGGGACCUACACUUACUUUUAAAAUUCAUCAGUAUUCCUUAGCUUCAGAUGUAGCUCAGUCCCAGACUCGGCCUAGAUGUCCUCAAGAUCUUUUCAAGAGUCCCCCUUUGAUUGUCCUUUCUGGAUUCGGUUCUCAGGAGUUGCAUCUGAAACUGGCCACGAUUAUGUUUCAGAACAUAUUCCCAUCUAUUGAUAUUAACACUGUCAAGCUCUCCACAUGCCAGAGACUAGUACUCUUGAACUACAACAAAGACACAAAGCUCAUUGAUUUCCGCCAUUAUUCUAUAAGACUUCAGCCUGUUGGAGUGUCUCGCAGGAUCAGAAAAUUUGUGCAAAAUCAUCAGGUUCCUGAUCUUAGGAAUCUCCAGGAUGUUAGUGAUUUUGUUACCAAGGCUGGUUACGGAUCAGAGAGUGAAGGAGAUGAAGAAGCAGCAACGGUGACACUAUCAUCUGAUCUAGGUCGAGUUAACAAAGGUGCCACAAAGAGCGCAGUGAAACUGCAAGAAAUUGGACCGAGAAUGACUAUGCAACUCGUUAAAGUUGAAGAAGGGUUGUGUACAGGAGGAAUCAUUUUCAGCGAAUAUGAAAAUGUGGAUGGAAAGAAGGAAAACGUGAAGAAGAAAAAGGAUGAAGAGGCUGAUGAUGAAGAAGAAGAAGAUAGUGAAGAAGAAGAAGAAGGUGGAGAGGGUAGUGAAGAAGAUGGGGAAGGCAUGGAUGAAGAUUUUGAAGAUUGAAAAGAGUUUAAGUAGUGUAUAACACUGUUUUCACAUGAGACUUUGAAUGUCAUCAAGUUUUGUUCCUUGGAUCUCUAAGUAAUGAUCUAUUUGUCUGACUUGAAAUAUGAAAACUAUUAUUACAAAACCUUUUGUACUACGAAAACCAAAUUUCUUCUGAGAUUUAGUA